Messenger RNA from Cladocopium goreaui, 801 nucleotides. The record is from the annotation of a GenBank genome assembly. Lineage: Eukaryota; Dinophyceae; Suessiales; Symbiodiniaceae.
AUGUCGUCCAAAAGGUGGUCAUGUGGAACCCUGGGGGAUGGGUAUGAUCAUGUUAUGAACGAUGCCACGGCUGAUGCGGAAGCAGAACUACUUCAGAAAAUCAAGGAUCUUCAGCUAGAAGUGGAUCAGCUGGAAUCCGGUGACGUUGACAAUGUUGAGACCCCUGUGGGCGAUACCGUUCCAGAGGUGCCUGACAGUGAAGAUGCUCCAACUGAAGCACCUUCGAGCACAGCCACGGCCAGUUCGGAUGCUGACAGUACAGAGGUGGUUUCCAGGGCUGGUCAACCGGAUGAGCUUGCCUUGAAGGAUGAGUACAUGGAUGUCAGUGGUGAUAGCCCAGAGGAUGGUGGAGAUGGUGACAAUGAGGUAUCGGUCAACGACCUUUCAGUACAACUUGCCUUAGCAUUUGGACCAGAAGUCAAGCAGGAACCUACCAGUGACAAGGAGGAGGAGGAGAAUCAUGAAUCUCAGGAGGAUGCUCCUGCUCGUGGAUCAUCUGAUGGCAAGGAACUUUUGAGGAACGCUGCGAAAGCCAGGAUCCGCAGGAUGGUGACGCCGAAAAGCAAGCGCACUGACCUGGCAGUACCGCAGUGGGUGGCCGCGGAGUGGAAUAAGGGUACCCGUGAGAAGGAGCAAAUGGCAGCAACAUUACAGGAAGUCAACUGGGAUAAGGCGAAGUUUGUGGAUGAGAUGCAGAGAAUCAUUACUUCACGAAAGAAGGUGAGUAUCAAGAAGGAUCAGGGCUGGUAUUCAGAGGCUGAAAUGAAACAAGAUCUCAAAUGGUCUUCGAUUCUUAGCUGA